AUGUCUUCAGAUAAACCCUCUUACCUCAUUGUCGGAGCAGGGGUUUUUGGUGUGUCAACAGCAUAUCAUCUUGUCAAGAAAUACCCGGAUCGGUCCAUCACUCUGGUUGACCGAGAUGCGUACGAUGCUGAAAGUCGUGUAGCCGCCUCUUGGGAUUGGAACAAGGUGGUACGCGCCGACUACGACGAUAUAGUAUAUUGCCAGAUGGGCUUGGAAUCACAGGACGUUUUCAAGACCGAUCCACUAUGGAAGCCCUACUUUCACGAAACCGGCAUAUACUGGAUGUGUCGAAGCGAUUACGCGCAGGAAGUAAUAGACAACUACAAGAAACUUGGCCGAGACGCUGAUCUGAAAGCUGUGCCGGUUGAUGAGGCCCGAAAACUGUAUGGCGGACUUUUCGAGGAUGCUGAUUACUCGGAUGUCAAGGAAGUGCUUGUCAACAAGACUAGUGGUUGGGCUGCUGCUGGAGACUGUCUGCGUGCUGUCACACGUGAAUGCUUAGAUCUUGGGGUCAAGUAUGUGACGGCUGAGGUUGCUGCAUUACAGUUUGACCAAAGUGGUCGGUGUACAGGUUUGAAGACAGCGAAAGGCGACAUUCUAACAGCCUCAAACGUUGUCCUCUCGACUGGAGCGUAUACACCAAAACUGCUGGAGAUAUGUGCACAAGAGAGUGGCAAGACAGAUCUUCGUGCUGGCUCAAGAAUCGUGGCUGGCGGCAUCACGACUGGUAUGACCAAGCUGGACGAAAGCUCGUAUGAGAGAUUUGCUAGCAUGCCUGUGGGCGUGCAAGGCUACACCGCACAGACCGGACCGUUCAUUGGUAGUCUCCCACCGACAAAGGACAAGGAGUUAAAGUGGUGGGGUCAAACAAUCUUCAGCAACACUCAAGAAGUUUUGCCCGGCCGGCACGUCUCAGCACCACCUCCAGAGCCCGAUUAUGCUCAGUGGAAGGUAUCUGGAAAACUUAAAGAGGACAUUGAUUAUGCCAACCACGUUUUUUAUGGUAAGAAUGGCGCAAGUUGGAAGAUGGAGAAGCACCGUAUAUGCUGGGAUGCAUUCACAACCAGCGCAGAUUUCAUAAUCUCACCCCAUGCAGCCGCCAAAGGUCUAUACGUUGCUACUUGUGGAAAUUUUCACGGCUGGAAAUUCUUCCCAGUACUCGGCAAAUACGUGAUACAAAUGCUUGAGAAAGAGCUCUCGAGCGAACUGCAGGAGAAGUGGGCAUGGGACAGAGACCGUCCAGAUCCAGCUUUGAAUCCCGACUAUCCCAGACACGAGAUGAAAGAUCUGUUGAAUGAGCCAUUGAGAGCUAAGCUGUAG
Messenger RNA from Lithohypha guttulata, 1320 nucleotides. RefSeq lists its product as uncharacterized. Bases 1 to 1320 code for a protein of 439 amino acids. NCBI's taxonomy places the organism in Eukaryota, Fungi, Ascomycota, Eurotiomycetes, Chaetothyriales, Trichomeriaceae. The transcript is spliced from 3 exons. The record is from RefSeq and is a predicted model, not a curated record. Gene Ontology annotation, molecular function: sarcosine oxidase activity; flavin adenine dinucleotide binding; L-pipecolate oxidase activity.